GGUUGACUGCGUAUUUGACAAAAAUGGCUUCUCGUGCCAAGUAGUCCGCGUUCUUCAACAAAAUUUUCAGUGAGUUUUUCUCAACUUUGCACCACAAUCUACCUCCUAAAAGUACUGAAAAAUCAGUGUUUGUGACCCUCAUUUUACUUUUCUGCAGUUGAAACAGUAAAAGCAGGUUUGUGUAGUGGUUAAAAUUGCAUUUAGAAAUUGUCUCAAAAGAGCACCUUCCAUUGCCCACAAAAUAAAUGUGAAAGCUGGCUCUCUGUACAAAAGUGAACUAUUAAUGACGAUGCUGGGCUGAAUCCUAGAGAUUCUCUCUGUACAAAUCUUCUAAUACUAACAGAAUAACCAUCUGGGACUUUUAUCAAGUAAUUAUUGAGCAAAUAUUCCUUAUUUUCUCGAUUUAGUUGGUUGGCAAAUGACUUUUCUGUGGUUUUGGGGUCGUUUUUGUGCAUGAAAAAAUGUCUCGUUGGCUGUUUUCUCUUUAAUUCUCUUGUUUCUUUGCAUUCUGCUUUUAAUAAAUCAACUUUUUUCUAUAUAAAAUGAUAAUAACUCAGCUUUUGCACACGACCUCUACUAUAAAAUAUUGUGGAAAAGUACUGUUUGUUGCUAUUCAAGUCCCCUUUUUCUCUUGUGCUCUCCUUAUGUUCCACAAGUCUCUCCAAGUAAAUAAUGUACUUUCCAUUCAACUCUGCCUCAACUCAACUCGUUGGCAGAAUAAAGCAAAUCUCCUUUCGCGAUAUAAAGCUUUGCAAUAUUGAAUGGUACAAAAAAAAACCGUGGAGAAAACGGGUUGUGUGCAGCAGCAGAAAACCCAUUUGUACUCCGUCAAGCUCAAAACUUGCUUCAGAAAUCCCCCCAAAAACCUAAGGCUUGAAGCCAAAGCACUUUCCGGGACAAUGGGCAACGUCAAAGGGAAACAUCUGCACCGACAGAGUGUGGUCUGUUGAGGCAGAGUGGCAAAAGAAAAAGACUUGGAAGACAAGCCAGGUGCUUGAAAGCCCUUAAAUUGACGAUGGGCAGGAGGGGAAUGUCGGGAUCUCACUUUUGAGAAAAUUAGAAUACCAAAUUUCAAUAACAAGGUGCCAGAGCAGCUGCUCUGGGGUUUAUUUCGGACUAACACACUCCCAGCUUCUUGUAAUCCCCUCGACCAUCUUUCGAGUCACCCUGAAUUCCAAGUAAUCGUCACAAUGAAUCACAUUCUUGGCAAGGCUUCUGCUAAAAAUUUGCUCUUUGGCCCCUUCGUUUGCCGAUAGGACCUUGAAAUUGAUUACACCACAAGCUAAAUUCUGACAAAAUUCUCUGAAUCUAAACAAUGCCGUCAUCAGUUUGUUUUGCAAAAUCGCAUAUCCAGGAAAUUACGUAAUUCCCAAAUAUACGUCCAAGGCUCAACCGUUUUUUAGAGGUUCUUCCAUAAAAGGAUAGCGUAAAGUGGUACAAGUUGGACAGUGGUACAAGUUAUACAAUGGUACAAUUUGGACAGGGCUUUUUGUCUUGAUAAAUUUAGUACUUCAUUUUUAUUUGUAUAUUUUUAAUGCUUUAGUUUUAUAAUUUGGUUCCUUGAGCUUAAAAACAAAUUUUGUACUGUAUUUAUCAAGAAAAAGCCAUGUCCAACUUGUACCAGCGAAUUGUCCAACUUGUAACACUAAUUCCAAAUUAUAUCACAUUACUAAGGAAAAAUUUUCAGAGUAAAGUUACAAACAUGUCUUUAAAAACGUUUUUUUUUUUUUUCAAUUAAAGAACCAUAAUGUUUCAUUAAUCUAACCACAGGAAGCAGUAAAAUUUUAACUACAAUAAAAGUUAUAGUUUUGUUAUUCCAAUAUUUUUAUUAACAUUUUAAUUAAAAUAAUUAGAAAAACAAGAUUUGGAAGUUCAUAGUAAAAAAAAGAAACAUAUAAAAAAGGAAUAAAACUGCCCAAUGGGAUAAGUCCAAAUUUAGCGUACACACAAUAAUUUUUCCUAAGCAUGUGUUUGAUUUGAAUUAAAAACAACGUAUAAGAGUGAGCGGGAUGAUUAGUGGUGGUUUCACUCACUCUUCAAGCAUUAUUUACAAAAGAUGUUUAUCUGUAUUGCUCAUUGCCUUUCCUAUGUAUAGGCGUUUUAGAAAUGUGUGUGUGUGUGAAAGAGAUAGGCUGAGAAGAAGCUUCUUACUCUCUCUGAAAUGUCAAAAACAUAAUCAUAUAAGUGUUUUAUUAUUAUUUUUGUAAGCAAAGCAGAAUGCCCAAAGCACAAUAACUUGUGUUUGUAAACAUGUUUUUGAAAUUGCCUAUGUGAGUGAGCGAGAUGACUAGAUCGAGAUUUCAUUCACUCUCAUUGAAAUGUCAAAAACAUGUUUACAAAACAAAAGUUAUUAUGCGCUGGGCAGAAUACAUUUUUUUUGUAUACAACAAUGUUUACAUUAAUGGCAUACGCACAAUAACUUUUGUCGUGGAAGCCUGUUUUCAAGACUCCCAAUGAGAGCGAGCGAGACAACUAAAAAUAAUUUUACUCACUAUUGUUCAAAUGUCAAACAGAUAUUUACAAAAAAAGAAAUUUUUGUAACGUUUUAGUAAAACAAAACCAAAAUAUUUUGCAUAUUUAGUUAUUCAGAGUCCUUUGGUUUUUAAACAUACUUCUAAAAUUAUUUGUGAGAAUCAGCGAGACAACUAGAAGUGUCGCAAACUCUCAAAUGUCAAAAGUAUGUUUACAAAACAAGAUAGUAUGUGCUGUUGAUUAAUGACCAGCGCACAGUAACUUUUGUUUAGUAAACAUGUUUUUGACAUUUCAAUGAGAGUGAGCGAGAUGACUAGAUCUAGAUCUCACUCUAUCUCAUUGAAAUGUCAAAAACAUGUUUACUAAACAAAAGUUAUUGUGAGUUGGGAAUAAUGCUCAACGCACAAUUACUUUUGUUUUGUAAACAUGUUUUUGACAUUUCAAUGUGAGUGAAGGAAACGAAGAUCUUCUCAUCUCCUUCUCUCUUAUAGGAAAUUUUGAAAACAUGUUUAUAAAACAAAAGUUAUUGUGCGUCGGGCAUAAGUUGUGUCUAAUGCCCAACGCAUAAUCACUUUUGUAAACAUGUUUUUUUUUAGUAUUUCAAUGAGUGGAAGUGAGAUCUACAUCUUGUCAUCUCGCUCACUCUUAUGCAGUCUACGCACUAUAGAGAAAUUUAUGUCCAUAUUGUAGCAAUUUGCCUACAGUUGCUUAGGAAAAACUGAAAUAUAGACAUAAAUUUCUCAUGGUAAAGGUCAUUAUAGUCGAAUUCAACAACAUGUUUACAAAAGAAAAGUUAUUGUGUGUUCGGCAUAAUGCCCAACGUACAAUAACUUUUGUUUAGUAAACAUGUCUUUGACAUUUCAAUGAGAGUGAGUGAGAUCUAGAUCUAAUUAUUGAUUAAUCGUGUCGAGUCCUAAAAUUAAAUUUGUCUUGCCAAAAACGUGCCACGUCAAUGGUAAGCGGACUUGCCAUCAUCAAAUCUCCUACACUCAAUUUUAGCCUCGUGGUGGAAGUAUCAGUCAAGUCCCCGGGAACUUGAACGCGUGGAUGUUCCUUAUUUGCUCCUCUAGCCGCUGCCUAAAGUUUUUUUUUUUAUAUGGAAUUCUUUGAAGCCAACUCAUAAAUUGCUUCGAAACUCAGCUUACACUUCGAGUUACGAAAAACUUUUUAGAUGGAAAUAUAUAAUAUUUAUCCAUCUUUACAACGCACAGAGUCCUGUGUACAAGGCACACCUCAAUUGUGCGUGUAACGGUCACGAGUGCAGAAAAAUUCCCAUACGCAUUUGUAUGUGAAUGUAAGAAAUUGGCUUCCACGUUGAAGGCCACUUGCCAGGGGUAGUUGCUUCCGAUCUAGUCACCUCGCUCACUCUCAUGGGAAAUUUUGAAAAUAUGUUUACAAAACAAAAGUUAUUGCGCGUUGGGCAUCAGAAUCGUCUCAUUCACUCACACAAUACCGUCAUAAAAUGUGUUUACAAAACAAAAGUGAUUGUAUUAUUUAGUCCUUGUUUGAAACUUACAAGAAUUAUUUAUUUACUAUCUUACUGGAAAAUUUGCUUUAAAAUAAUUCACUUUUUAAACUGGCUUUAAAAACUUCACAAAAAGUUAAAUUUUUAAAUACAAAAGUGAUUUUGGUUUUUGUCAAUUAUUAAAAAAAACAUCUUUGAUUUUACUAAGAACAAGAAAUUUAUGAUGUCUCGAUAAUUUUUUCUUAAAUUCUCCAACUUACUGAAACAAAUAAAUAUUAGAGCAAGACCAAUAACUAUUGCAAGAGAUAGAUUUUGCAUUUUAAAGUGCUUUGAAAUGUUCUAAAUGAGUUUUGCAGUCUCCGCGAAAAUCAAUACAAAUAGAUACACAACUACUUCUCAAAAUGCUGGCAAGUCAAAAAAAAAGAGCAACUGGAUUGGUGGGAAUUGCCCCCCUAAUCUGCAAAUUUUGUAUUUGAGAUCUACCAGUAUACUGCGAAAUCAUUGUGCUCUUACGUCAUAUGUGAGGCAAAAAGAGGCACGGACAAAGAAAAUUCGUGACUGUAUGGUGAAGUGUAAAAUGCCAAAGCAGCCAAAUUUUACUCACUCAACCAUAUUAUUUUCCGCAGACGCUCAGUUGUAAAUUUUGUUUUGUUCUCUCGCAAAGAACUGCGAUGUUGGGUAUAAACGAUGAGUUGAUGGUUUUUAUAUAGAAAACUGACUGCAGAGAGACCUCGCACUCUCUAGUGCCUUUUUUGCAUGGAGACCCCCUUUUUCGAAAUUACAAUGAGCAAUACAUUAAAAUAUUUAAUUUUGCUUUUGUUUUUUUCAUAAGUCGUAGACAUUGAUGAAUUUUAAUAGAAUAAUAAUGAGUUUUCUAGUAUAGAGAUGUUUUGGAUGGUGCAGUAGGAAUAAAAAGUGUAAUUGGUGCCUUGUGUAUGGACACAUUGCAAGAAGUUGCAUUCCUACGGUUUGAUUGCAAAAGUGUUUUGCUAAUAAUACUUUUGAGGAGUUCAGUGUAGGUUGUUUGUUUGGCUAUUAUGAUAUCAGACGGGGAAUAUUUUAAGUGUGAAUUGGUAUGUUGGUAGAGAUGGCUUCUGCGUAAUUUCUUAUUGUUAUUUUCAAAAGUCAUUGGGGAAUUUUUGUAUUGGGCAUAGAGAGGAAAUUUUUCAAGAUCACCCUGCUCAUGCCUGUAUUUGUUGUUGGUGAGUGCAUAAUUUCUUGGAAUUGCUCUGGCUUGUACAUAACAAUCUUAUACUGAAUUGUAUGGAAAGAGCAAGAGAGAGAGGAUGGAUGAGGAGAGACUUAUGUGAUCUCCUGGAGUACAUUCAUGUUGAUGGUUUUUUUCGUGAAAGAAUUUUUUGUGUAUAGUUUUCUUCUCCUCUCUUUUUCCCUAAACUAGUCCGACUGCAUUCCAAUGUAAGUUCCCAUGGACGUGGGGUCUCUUUUCGCGCGGCACGGUAUCCCAUUAGAAUUGUGGAUUGUAUAAAGUUUUCUUGAAAAAUCGAUGUAAGUGAAAGAGUCAGAGGGACAUGUCCAGGUGAUGGGGUCUCCCUUACGCUCAUUCUUGUUUGCAAGCAUCAGACAUGGGACACUAAUACUAACACAGUGGGAUUGGUGCAAAUGCACUCUUGGAGAGAAAAGUGGUGGAAAUGUACUCUUGCAGCAUCUCGGUGGUCCAUGGGAGAGACGUUUCCACUGCACUUCGAUCCAUUGUGUCUCUCACAGUCGUCCAGAGUAGUUUGUUAAGUGUUGUUGAUAGCAUACCCAGAAGGCCUACCUAGGGGCUAGAGAAAAAUCUUAAAGAGUGACAUUGAGAAAAAAAUUUCAGUGGAAAAGUUUAUUUUCGGGAAAAAAAUAUUCCUCAAUUGUGAGUGAUUUCUUGCCUGAAAGAAAAUGUAGUUUACGAGAUUUGUUGAAUGAAAUUAAGACAAAAAGAAAAGAAUACUGUGGAGUUCCUGAAAAAAAGAACAAGUACAAAAUUUAUUCGUUAAGAACUAAAGAAACAUCAAAGGGAGGAAAGACUUGAAGUAACGAGAGACUCAUUUGGACAAAUGCUAACUCUCGAUCUUCUCUUGAGGGCUAAAAUGGCAGUAUGUCAAUUGCUGCCAAAAAUUCACAGAUACACAAAUCCAGGCUACGAUUGCUGUGACAAUCGCACAAGGGAGAGUGGUGAGAGUGGGACUGAUGUUGGUCCGAGUACAUCAAGUGGUGGUAGUAGCAGUUCUUCAAGUGGAUCUGGGGUUGUAGGGAAUGAUGAUGUUGGUGGUGUAAGUCGUGCUCAGGCUCUAGCUUGUCGUCCAACACCAAUAAUGUCCAAUAUUGAGGAUUUGCAUCGGGAGGAGAAUCGUUUGUUAACUUUUGACAAUUGGAAUGUUGAAUUUAUUGAUAAACGCCAAUUGGCUAUGCUGGGCUUCUACUUUUUGGGAUAUCAGGAUGUUGUUAAGUGUGCAUUCUGUCGGGUGGAAAUUGGCCGUUGGGAACCGAGUGAUGAAGUGUUUACGGAACACUAUCGUUGGAGUACAAAUUGUCCAUUGCUGAGGCGUAGGCCAACAGCUAAUGUUCCUCUCGAUCCUGAGGCACUAAAUCGGGUUUUACCCAGUGUAUCUUAUGAUACUUGUGGUCCGUGCGGGGUGACACAACCACGUCCGGCGGUUUUUGCUGAAGCUGCCCAUUCGGCCAUUAGUACUGAUACAUUUACACCUGCAGCGGUGUUCUAUCACAAUCCACCGAGGAGAUGUGAUUAUGCCGAGUUGGAAAUUGAAGCCAAUCGAUUGGCAACGUUCCGGGAAUGGCCGAGGAAUCUCAAGAUGAAACCCGAUGAACUCUGCGAUGCUGGAUUCUUCUACACGGGUAUUGGGGAUCGUGUACAGUGCUUCAGCUGUGGGGGUGGUUUGAAGGAUUGGGAGGACAAUGAUUGUGCCUGGGAGCAACAUGCUCUGUGGUACGAUAACUGUGAAUAUCUCAAAUUGAUUAAGGGACAGAAGUAUAUUGAUGAAAUUAAGGCGAAACAUGCACAAAAACUCAAUGCCACUGAAGGGGCACAAGAAGCAUCAUCAGCCGUUACUGCCCUUCAGCAAGUUCCACUACCUGCUGCUAAGGAGGAGCCAUUGAGUGAAGAAGUUGUUGGGACGAAAAUCCCGGCUGAUGCACUAGAGAAUAAAUUGUGCAAAAUUUGCUUCGUGAAUGAAUACAAUACGGCUUUUCUGCCGUGUGGUCACGUUGUGGCUUGUGCCAAGUGUGCAUCAUCCGUCACAAGCUGCCCUCUGUGUCGAGAGCCCUUUACAACUGUGACCAGGAUAUAUUUUUCAUAGAUACAAUGCACAGCUUAAUUAAACAUUAUUUUUGUAUAAAAUCCCUACUAGUCCAAAUCAUACAGAAUAUAUUUCUCUGUUCCUGUCGCGUUCACUCUGCU
Molecule: messenger RNA, 7349 nt
Organism: Phlebotomus papatasi
Lineage: Eukaryota; Metazoa; Arthropoda; Insecta; Diptera; Psychodidae
Product: death-associated inhibitor of apoptosis 1-like
Exons: 2
Coding region: 5989-7248 (419 amino acids)
Biological process (GO): regulation of cell cycle; negative regulation of apoptotic process; positive regulation of protein ubiquitination
Cellular component (GO): nucleus; cytoplasm
Molecular function (GO): ubiquitin protein ligase activity; cysteine-type endopeptidase inhibitor activity involved in apoptotic process
Source: RefSeq, a predicted model, not a curated record